CAGUCUCCGAUAGUGAUGCCUUCAAGUGUUCUUCGGAUCUCCCUGCUUCAACUUGAAACUUUGAGAAACGCAAAUGAAAAGCAGCAACACCGACGCCGGAUGCUAGUCGUAAAUGGUGCCUCUUGCUCCACAAUGGAAAGUGAGGACUGCGACAAGAUGCUGGGACGGCUGACUAUGGGAGACAUUGCCAAGGGGAAGAAGACCUUCGUCCAGAAGUGUGCUCAGUGCCACACAGUAGAGGAGGGGGGCAAGCACAAGGUGGGCCCCAACCUCUGGGGUCUGUUCGGCCGCAAGACCGGCCAGGCAGACGGCUUCUCGUACACAGACGCCAACAAGAGCAAAGGUAUUGUGUGGAGUGAGGACACCUUGAUGGAGUACCUGGAAAACCCCAAGAAGUACAUUCCUGGCACCAAAAUGAUCUUUGCUGGCAUCAAGAAGAAGGGAGAGCGCCAGGAUCUCAUCGCAUACCUUAAAUCGGCAACAUCGUGAACUUAAAAAAACAAAACAGACCUAAAAAUCAGAAUAUUUAAUGUUAUUUUUUAUUUUAGUUUUAGUCUUGAACAUGCUGCAUCUAUGGUUUUAUGUUUAGUCAUUUGUACUAAAGGUAAAUUUAUGUUGUCUGCUGUUAUUGAGAUGGCACAUUUUGUGAGCCAGUGAGCUCACUCUCAGGCGAGCUGAGUUCAGGUGGCUAAACAUAAAACUACAGUCCAUUUUGGGUUGUUUUUGUUUGGUUUUUUUUUGUCGAUCUGUACGUUGCCUCAUGAGAAGAACAAAUGAAUCACGUUAUUUAAAAUGUAUAAAAACGACGAGCAGCCUGACCUGUCAUUCAUUCUGUUUUCAAAGAUACUUUCUGCUAGGAGAGCCAUCUUCAGUGAGCUUUGUUUUCCAAACUAAUAAUUAAAAUCUAAUAUCGGUUAUGUCUGAGCAGUAAUGGCUGCAAAGGUUGGGUGUCUGGUGGUUAACUGCUGACUUCCGGUUGACUCCCAGCCUUCAUGGCAGCCCGAGUUGCUAACCUCCCAAAUGGAGACGCAGUGUGAAUCAUCUGCACUCCCUCUUGUCCAUCCAGCCCAUCAGAAACUCCCACUUGUCUUGAACGCGGUUUAGAUUUCACACUAAAUAUUCUGUCCUGUGAAGCUUUUGGACAAAAGCCGGUGCUGAAUUGUACGACUCCUACCAGAGCCCCCACCUGUUAGGCUACUGAAGCAGCCCCUCUGAGCUCCAGUUUUUACUCCCCGCCUGCCGUCACACUCGAUACGAGUUUUUAAAACAUGAUGACCCACCGUCGUCUGCCUCUUUUACAGCUAAGAAUUGUGGUGUAUGAUUACAUGUCAAUGCCUUGAACAGCCCCACCACGCUGAGAUCCCUACAGCGUGAAACCAGUUGGCAUACAAUCCCCUCACGUCGUCGUGGAGCUGCUGUACUGUGUAGAAGAACCUUCACGGGCACCAUCUGGAGGGAAGGAGGAUGUUAUUAUUUACCUGGUUUCACAGGCCUGAAAGUGUCGUUUUUACUUCUUUUACUGUAAUCUGACAGACUGCAUUUGUGAAGUGUUUUAAGGGGCUGCUUGCUCUUGCAGUACACAGCAAUAUACUGUAUGCACAAAAAUAAUAUCAUGUGGUAGUGAUGUUGUUGAUGAUGGAUCGAUUAAAGAGAGUGUCCAGAAGUGUAAA
This is a messenger RNA of Scatophagus argus, 1670 nucleotides long. Its product is annotated as cytochrome c. Gene Ontology annotation, biological process: mitochondrial electron transport, ubiquinol to cytochrome c; mitochondrial electron transport, cytochrome c to oxygen. Lineage: Eukaryota; Metazoa; Chordata; Actinopteri; Scatophagidae. Gene Ontology annotation, molecular function: heme binding; electron transfer activity. The record is from RefSeq and is a predicted model, not a curated record. The coding region runs from base 16 to 489 and encodes 157 amino acids. The transcript has 4 exons. Gene Ontology annotation, cellular component: mitochondrial intermembrane space.